This is a messenger RNA of Leptopilina boulardi, 25286 nucleotides long. Its product is annotated as ankyrin-2-like. Gene Ontology annotation, biological process: signal transduction; regulation of cardiac muscle contraction; lipoprotein metabolic process. Bases 469 to 23559 code for a protein of 7696 amino acids. Gene Ontology annotation, cellular component: T-tubule; extracellular region. The record is from RefSeq and is a predicted model, not a curated record. Lineage: Eukaryota; Metazoa; Arthropoda; Insecta; Hymenoptera; Figitidae. The transcript is spliced from 37 exons. Gene Ontology annotation, molecular function: protein binding; lipid binding.
GUUUGUUCAAAACGGUAUAGAGUCUCACGGAGGGUGGUUGUAUUACGCUCGAACUCUCCAUUAAAAUUACGAUUAAAACAAAAAUAUACGUGUCUUUAUUUAUUUUUCAAAAAGAAAAUUAACUCGGUUAUUGUGGAAAAAAAAGUGAAAUGCGCGUACAAAUUGUGACUUGACAGUGAAGGGAAAAGUGUUUUAUUUUUUUUUUUUUUUGGAGCAAACCAUAAUAUUCAAUAUAGAAUUAUAUAUAUAUAUAUACACAUAUAUAUAUCUAUAUAAAUUGUAAGGGACUUUAUAUAUUGAUUUCCUCAUUAUAGGAAAACGAGAAAUUAUAAUAUAUAUUAUUCGUAUAUAUAUAUAUAUAUAUACAGUGAUUGUGUAUGUGAGAAGAAAGGUGAUAAAGGGGUAAAAGUUUAAGAAGGAGGAUAACGAAAAAUAAUAAAACGAUUCGGGGGUGGCGAGAAGGGAGUGAUGACGGGCGUGGAAGGAAAAGGUGGCGGGGGCGAAGGGGGUACUGAUAGUUCCGAUAAUACAAAUGUGAUUAACAAUGCUAAUGUUAAUACAAGUCAUCAAAACGGAGGAACGGAGAAAGCUCCCGUUGUAGGUGGAACAAACGUUGAAACAUUGCCUCGACCAGGAAAACAGAGUGACCCUAGCACAGAGUUCCUACGAGCGGCAAGAGCGGGAGAACUCGAAAAAGUUUUAGAAUUUUUAGAAUCCGGAGUGGAUAUCAAUACUUCUAAUGCUAAUGGACUGAACGCACUGCAUUUGGCUUCAAAAGACGGUCACAUAGAAAUCGUUAAAGAAUUAUUAUCUAGAGGUGCCCGCGUUGAUGCUGCAACGAAAAAAGGAAAUACAGCACUGCACAUUGCUUCUCUUGCGGGUCAAGAGGAAGUGGUACGAUAUUUAGUUGAACAAGGUGCUUCAGUUAAUGUACAGUCUCAAAAUGGAUUUACCCCUUUAUAUAUGGCUGCCCAGGAGAAUCAUGACUCUGUUGUUAAAUUUCUGCUCAGCACGGGGGCCAGUCAAAGUCUUGCCACCGAGGAUGGUUUUACCCCAUUGGCUGUAUCAAUGCAGCAAGGACACGAAAAAGUUGUAACCGUACUUUUGGAGAGUGACACUCGGGGUAAAGUUAGAUUACCGGCACUUCAUAUUGCCGCUAAAAAAGAUGAUUGUAAAGCAGCUGCGUUGCUGUUACAGAGCCAUCACAAUCCAGACGUGACUUCAAAAAGCGGUUUCACACCACUUCACAUUGCUUCACAUUAUGGAAAUGAUAGAAUAGCAUUUUUUUUAUAUGAAAAAGGAGCGGAUGUAAAUUUCGCUGCCAAGCACAACAUUACUCCAUUGCACGUGGCAGCGAAAUGGGGAAAAGUUAAAUUGGUUAAUUUCCUCAUAAGCAAAGGUGCAAAUAUUCAGGCAAAAACAAGAGAUGGUCUUACACCUCUUCAUUGCGCUGCAAGAUCAGGACAUCAUGAAGUAAUUGAUAUACUUAUAGAAAAAGGAGCGCCAAUUGGUUCUAAAACUAAGAAUGGCCUCACUCCUUUGCAUAUGGCUUCGCAAGGAGAUCAUGUGGAUGCUGCGAGGAUUUUACUCUAUCAUCGAGCACCUGUCGAUGAAGUGACAAUGGAUUAUUUAACGGCAUUACACGUUGCCUCACAUUGUGGUCAUGAUCGUGUGGCAAAGCUUCUCCUCGAUAGAAAUGCUGAUCCCAAUGCUCGAGCACUUAAUGGCUUUACACCUCUUCACAUUGCUUGUAAAAAGAAUAGGCUCAAAAUUGUUGAAUUGCUUAUAAAACACAAAGCCAGUAUUGAAAAUACGACGGAGUCUGGACUAUCGCCUUUACACGUUGCCAGCUUUAUGGGUAGUAUGAACAUCGUAAUUCUCCUGCUUCAGCACGAAGCAUGUCCGGACGUUCGGACAAUUAGGGGAGAAACACCGCUUCAUCUCGCAGCUAGAGCAAGUCAGACUGACAUAAUUAGGAUACUUUUAAGAAAUUCAGCACAAGUUGACGCUAGGGCGAGGGAAGAGCAAACGCCUCUUCAUGUUGCCUCGAGACUAGGAAAUGUUGAUAUUGUAAUGUUGUUGCGUAAGCACGGAGCUGAUGUAGACGCCACAACAAAGGAUCUCUAUACGCCUUUGCACAUUGCAGCCAAGGAGGGUCAGGAAGAGGUUGCAGCUGUUUUGUUAGAUAACAGAGCUUCACUGACAGCCACGACCAAAAAAGGAUUCACUCCCCUACAUCUUGCAGCUAAAUACGGUAACAUAACUGUUGCUCGACUUUUGUUGCAGAAAAAUGCACCAAUUGAUGCUCAGGGAAAGAAUGGAGUUACGCCAUUACAUGUAGCAUCGCAUUACGAUCAUCAAAAUGUGGCGCUACUCUUACUUGAAAAGGGUGCCUCGCCACAUGCCAUGGCCAAAAAUGGUCACUCACCGCUUCACAUUGCCGCUCGCAAGAAUCAGAUGGAUAUAGCAACGACUUUAUUAGAAUAUGGAGCGAAAGCAAACGCUGAAUCAAAAUGUGGAUUUACUCCCCUUCAUUUGAGCGCUGAAGAAGGACAUACGGAUAUGUCAACGUUGCUCAUUGAACAUAAAGCUGAUACCAAUCAUAAAGCAAAAAAUGGACUCGUACCGCUGCAUUUGUGCGCACAAAAUGACAAAGUCAACGUUGCUUCGAUUCUCGUCAAGAACGGAGCUCAAGUCGAUGCAGUAACUAAGGCUGGCUAUACACCGUUGCACGUUGCAUCUCACUACGGACAAGCAGCAAUGGUACGAUUUCUCUUAAGAUCAGGAGCUGAUGUUGAUUGCAGUACAAACGCUGGAUAUACGCCUUUACAUCAUGCUGCUCAACAGGGCCACACACUCAUUAUUAAUUUGCUUCUCGAAAGCAAAGCAAAUCCCAAUGCUGUUUCAAAUUAUGGACACACGGCUUUGGAUGUUGCAAACAAAAUGGGCUAUAUCAGUGUCAUAGAAACUUUGAAAGUUGUAACGGAAACGACAAUAACGACAACUCACACAAUCACAAUUGAGGAGAAAUAUCGAGUUCAAGCUCCUGAAUCGAUGCAGGAAACAUUUAUGAGUGACAGUGAAGAUGAGGGUGGUGGUGAUGAAAUCGACGUGGCUGCCAUGAAUGUGUACGGUCAACCGCCACACGCACAACAUGUGUACCUUCCUUCCUACUACCAGGGCCAUAUGACCUACACUCGCGAAGAUCCGAUGCUCAGCGAUCAACAACAGUAUCGUUAUAUGACUGGUGAUGAUAUGAAAUCAAUGGGAGACGAUUCUAUGCGUGUAAACGUCACCGACGACGAGAGGGAUAAUCGACAUUCUGGUGAUCGACUAAUUACAGAGAUGAUCACCAAAGAAAAUUAUAAUCGCUCGCACGCCGCAAAUUUGAAGCCAGACAAUAUUGACAUCAACAGGCAUCCCGUUCACGUUGGCGCGUCACUAGAGUCCUUAAAUACAUCGCUGGCUGCCCUUGGUAUCGUGCCAAAAGGACAAGGAAUGUGGAGGGACAGCUUUUUGGUAUCGUUCCUGGUGGAUGCACGCGGUGGAGCAAUGAGAGGUUGUCGACACAGUGGAGUACGAGUUAUUGUUCCUCCUCGUAAAGCGGCAAUGCCCAUGAGAGUGACAUGCAGAUAUCUCAAGAGGAGGGACAAAUUAACCAGUCCACCACCUUUAAUGGAGGGAGAAGCUUUAGCAAGUCGUAUUCUUGAACUUGGACCAGUAGGAGCUAAAUUUUUGGGACCUGUUAUAAUUGAGGUACCACAUUUUGCCUCAUUAAGAGGAAAAGAAAGGGAAAUAGUGAUUCUUCGAUCAGACAAUGGAGAAACCUGGCGUGAACACACCUUGGAAGCCAGCGAGGAGGCUGUCCAAGAUGUACUCAACGAGAGCUUUGAAGGAGAAGAAUUAAGCCAGCUAGAAGAUCUCCAGACGUCUCGAAUCGUACGAAUCCUCACAGUCGAUUUCCCCCAUUAUUUCGCUGUGGUAUCGCGAAUCAGACAAGAAGUACAUGCAGUUGGUCCCGAGGGAGGUACAUUAUCAUCAUCUGCCGUACCGCAGGUGCAAGCCGUGUUUCCAAAAUGCGCCCUCACCAAAAAAAUCCGAGUUGGACUACAGGCACAUCCUAUACCAGCCGAAUUGGUGGCUAAACUUUUAGGCAAUCGUGUGGCUGUUUCGCCAAUUGUCACGGUUGAACCAAGACGAAGAAAGUUCCAUAAACCAAUAACUCUGACAAUACCAGUACCUCAAGCUGCAAAUAAAGGAAUGAUUAAUCAGUACUCGGGCGAUGCGCCAACAUUGAGGCUUCUUUGCAGUAUCUCUGGCGGUCAGACUCGAGCUGUCUGGGAAGAUGUGACCGGGUCGACACCAUUGACCUUCGUUAAGGAUUGUGUCUCCUUUACAACAACUGUCUCGGCCCGUUUCUGGUUAAUGGACUGCCGAAACAUAACAGAGGCUUGUAAAAUGGCAACUGAUCUUUACACUCACGCAACCCACGUACCUUUUAUGGCCAAAUUUGUAGUAUUUGCAAAACGCAUUCAUCCAUUAGAGGCAAGGCUUCGCGUGUUCUGCAUGACUGAUGACAAGGAAGACAAGACUUUGGAACAUCAGGAACACUUUACCGAAGUCGCCAAGAGCCGAGAUGUUGAGGUUCUUGAGGGUAAAACUCAAUACAUGGAAUUCGCUGGUAAUUUGGUACCUGUACUGAAAAGUGGUGAACAAUUGCAAUUACCAUUCCGGGGUUUUAAAGAGAAUCGAGUUCCAUUUACCGUGAGGAUAAAAGAUCCUGAUGCUGCUGACAUGAUGGGAAGAAUAAUGUUUAUGAGCGAGCCAAAAGUAGCGAAAGGCGAACCACCACAAACGCCAAUUUGCACAUUAAAUAUUCUUUUGCCUGAUCGAAUUUCACCUGACGCGAAUGUUUCUCAAUUGGAUCUUUUGGAAUUGUCGAAAAAUUACAGUUUCCUGCGAGACGGCGGAAUAAGUACACCAGACACAUUUCACAGAGCGACAAUUCGACUGACCGAUAUUGCAAAUUUACUUGAUUACGAUUGGGAACAAUUAGCCGCGGAACUGAAUAUCAGUCCAAAAAAAGUUGAGGAAAUCAAAGAGGAAUACCCGGAUAAACCUGCUCAGCAGGCUGCGGCUAUGUUUAAAGUAUGGAAAGCGGAUGGAAAUAAAGCAACUGGUAAUACAUUAGAGAAAGCAUUGCAAAAAAUUGGUCGUGAUGAUAUUGUGAAAAAGUGCAUAUUUAACGUUGAACUUGUGACCGACGAUGUUGAAAAAGCCGUUGCCAAAGUGAGAAUUGACCAACCUGGGUUCGAUUCGCUUAAAGAAGAAUUGGGACCUUCAAGGGAUACUUCACUUAGACGCAAUGUUACUUUGGACCCGAAACUCGAUCCGGAUUAUGAAGAACCCGAUCGAAUGAAAGACUCGGAGUCUUUGGAAGAUCUUGUUAUUAUUGCAUCAACACCUGAGAAACCAACCAAGCCGCACGUCACAAUCACGAACGGCACUGUAUUCAACGGUACCUCGACCCCCAAGAAAGACAAAUACGCCAGUGAUGAGAAAGAAUUUGAAGACAUGAUGGCUGAUUUUGUUCAGCACAAAUAUCAAGAGUCAGAUCCCAUGAUAAAUAUAAGUCAGGAUGAUACUGACGACGAAUUCUUAAAACGACAGAAAAUAAUUGCCGAUGCCAGCAAAUUAGUUUCUGGUGUAAAACAAGAUGCUGAGAAAGAGAAGGGGAAGUUAGCGAUGGAAGGGUGGUCGGUGGUUUAUGAUGACGAUAAACAACGUAGUAAAGAGGUAGGAGGCGCUGUAGGGAAACAGUUAGAAAAAAUGAGCGACACAAUUACAAAAACAUCAACAAUUUCAGUAACAACAAUAGAGACUCGGGUUUUGCAAAAACCAGACACAACUGGGGACAAGCAAACCGUUAUUGUAACUGAAAGCAGUGUAGAUAGAUCUAGGGAAACAAGUGGACCAAUUAAGAGUAGGGAUAGAGAUUCUUUAUCGAAAAGUGAUAAUUUAGGUGAAUCAGUGUCAGGUACUAAGGGUAAAACGAAAACGGUAAGUGAUACGAAAAAGGAUAAAGAAAAAUUAAUAUCACCGAAAAUAGACUCUUCCAAAGGAAGCAAAAAACCAAAAGGAAAAGAAACAGAAAAACAGUUAGGUGAAAAAGUGCAACAAACCGCAGAAGAAGCAAAGGAAAAAUCAGAAAUGGAGAAUAAAAAACUUAAGGAUAAAUCUGGGAAAAUGUUCUCAGGUAUAUUUAAAGGAUCAAAAGGGAAAAAGUCCAAGGACUCAAAGGAUUCUUCAUUUGAUAGUGGUGAUGAAGAAACGAGAAUAAUGACUUCUAAAUUUUUGGACGAUACAAGAAAAGCUGCAGAUGAUACAGAUGGCUUAACUAAUGGUGUUCAUUCAUAUGAAACUAAGCCUACACAGGACGUAAAAACAGCGACUGCAGUAUUUUUAGAUGAUUCCAGAAAAGCUGCAGCCAGAUUUGGGGAUAUUGUUGAUGAAACAGUAGAGCCGAAGAAAGUUACUGUUGUUGAUGCAGAUGAAGGUAAAGAAAAACCUGGUGGAUUCUUUGGAAUUUUUAAAAGUCCAAAAUCAAAGGAAAAAAGACGCAGUAAAUCUAGAGAAAAAGAAUCGUCAGCUGAAAGUGGCGAUGAUGAAGUGAGAAUCACCACCGCUAAAUUCCUCGAGGAUGUUCGAAAGAAUGCAGGAUCACCUGACUUACCUUUCAUUGACAAACUUGAUUCAAAAGUCGACUUUCACGAGGAACUUGGUCGAUUCUCAGCAUAUACCAAUUAUGAUUCCGAUGCUCCUACAGAUAAACUUAAAGGAUCAUCGUAUAAUAUUUCGGAAUUACCAACGCAAGUGAAGGAUGAUAAGGUGAAGAAGCAAAAAUCACUUGUGAGUUCUGAUCCUGCCACUACUGAAGAUGAAAGUCAAGAUGACAGUCAAGAAAAGUCCGGUGGAUUCUUUGGCAUUUUUAGGAGUCCGAAAUUAAAGAACAGAAAACGAAGCAAAUCUAGAGAACCAUCUUCAAAAGAAGCUUCAGUAGAUAUAACUGAUGCUGAUUUAAGAAUUCAGACAGCUCAAUUUUUAGAUGAUACAAAGAAACAAUCAGAUAAACUUCAUGAACAUAUUCCAGACACAAUUCAAGAACACGUGACAGUUAAUAUUGUCGACAACACAACUUCUAGUCAAGAUAAACCAACAGAGAUACCUAAAGAAGAAUCAAAAGAGAAAGGUAGCACGAUAUUUGGUAUGUUUAGAAGUCCAAGAGGUCUUAAGAGAAGAAGCAGAUCGAAGGAUAAAAGUACAUCGAGAGACACAUCAUUUGACAGUGGCGAUGAGGAGGUACGAAUUGCAACUGCUAAAUUUUUAGAAGACAGUAGAAAAAUAGCUGGAGAAAUAGAUGCGUGUCCUUAUAAGACGUACGCCUUUUAUGAAGAAAUGAAACAAACAAAUAAAGAUGCGAAAGUUAGUGAAAAACAUGUAACAGAUAAGACAUCUCAUGACGUUACUGAUUCAGCAAUAAAAAUUUCGAAACAGACAUCAGAUGAAAUACAAAAAGGAACCGAAACUGAUGAUGCAGCCAAAGAAAAAAAUAAGAAGGCUAAAGACAAAUCAGGAGGAUUUUUAUCAGGAAUAUUUAAAGGUGCUAAACAUGCGGUAGAUGAUGUUACAGAUGAUGUCAAAGAAUUCUUGGAUGAAACUAAACACGAAGCCGAAUUAGAAGAACAGCGAGCUCGGAAAGCUGCUGAAGAUUUAUCUAAGGAUAUUAAAGACUCAAAGGAUAAGGCAGUUUCUGAGAUUAAAGAUGAAUCAGCUGCAGUUAAAGAUAAAGUAAGUGAAGGUGUCGAUUCAGCAGUUGAGAAAGUUAAAACUGCAGAAGAAAAAGUGUCAAAGGAUGCGGAGACACUAAAAGACACAAGCAAAAAAGUAGCAAAAGACGUUGCAGAUACAGCUGCUAAGGAAUCUAAAAAGGCUAAAGAUAAAGCUGGUGGAUUCUUAUCUGGCAUAUUCAAAGGUGCAAAGCACACUGCAGAUGAAACUGCAGACGAUACUAAAGAAGCCAUCGAUCAAACAAAGAAAGAGGCUGAGAAAGGUAAAGAUAGUUUGCAAAAAACAGCAGAACAUAUAUCAACUGAUGUAAAAGAUGUCAAGGAUAAAGUAAUUUCUGACAUAAAAGAAUCUGCUGAUGACGCAAAGGAAAACUUAGCAGAUACUGCUCGGUCUAUUAAAACAACAGGAAGUAAAAUUGCAACAGAUGUUAGUGAUACAAAAGACAAAACUGUUCAAAAAGUGAAAAAAGAUGCAAAAACUGUAAAGGAUGUAGUAUCACAAGAAGCUGAAGCAGUUGUGGAUGCAGCUGUCGAUGCGAAGGACAAGACCACAAAGGAAGCAAAGAAGGCUAAGGAUAAAGCAGGUGGUUUCUUAUCUGGAAUCUUCAAAGGAGCCAAAAAUGCAGCGGAUGAUGCAUCAGAUGACAUGCAAGAAAUUAUAGACGAUACUAAAGAGGAAGCAGCAGAUGUAAAAGAUCGCAUACAAAAAGACGUAGACAAAUUGGCUAAAGAUGUAGAUGAUACAAAAGAAAAAUUAAAGGAUACAAAAGAAAAAGUUAAGACAAAAAUAUCAGAAGAUGUAAAAGCAGCGUCAGAUAAAGCUAAAGACGUUUCUGAACAGAUGUCAAAGGAAGUGAAAGAUAUCGCUGAUGCAGCAAAAGAUGCUAGUGCAAAAGCUGUACAAAGUGUUGUUGAUGUGAAAGAUUCAGUUGGUAAAGAAAUAAAGAAAGAUGCAAAGGCAGUUAAGGAUAAAGUAAAAUCUGGAGCAGAAGAUGUAUCAGCAGAAGCAGUAAAAGACAAAAUUGCAAAAGAAGCUAAAAAGACUAAAGAGAAAGCAGGAGGAUUUUUGUCCGGAAUAUUUAAAGGUGCAAAACAUGCAGUUGAUGAUGUUACAGAUGAUGUUAAAGAAUUUUUGGACGAAACAAAACAAGAAGCCGAAUUAGAAGAAGAACGGGCUCGAAAAGCUGCUGAAGAAUUGUCUAAGGAUGUAAAGGAAACUAAAGAUAAAGCAGUUAAACAAAUUAAAGAUUCUACUGAAAAAGUUAAAGAUGCUAAAGAUAAAGUAGUGUCAGAUAUUGGUGAUUCUUUAGACAAAGGAAAACAGAAAAUUUCUAAAGAUGCACAAGAUGUGAGUAAUACCGUUAAGCAGACCGCAGAUGACGUUUCGAAAAAAAUUGGAGAAAGUGCAGAUGCGGUUGAGGAUGCUGGUUCAAAAACUGUACAAGCAGUUGUUGAUGUCGGCGAUUCUACAGCUAAGGAAAUAAGGAAGGAUGUCGAGAUUGCAGAGGAAAAAGUUAAGUCAGGCGCUGAGACAGUAAAAGAAACAGCUUCAGCGGCAAAAGACAAAGCUGCCAAAGAAGCUAAAAAAGCGAAAGAUAAAACCGGGGGUUUCUUUUCGGGAAUAUUUAAAGGAGCUAAGCAUGCAGUCGAUGAUGUUACUGAUGACGUUAAGGAAUUCUUGGAUGAAACAAAGCAUGAAACUGAAAUAGAAGAAGAACGUGCUCGUACAGCUGCGGAAAAACUGGCUAAAGAAGCUGAAGACACUAAAGCUAAGGCAGUUAAAAAUGUUAAAGAAUCAGCAGAUAAAAUUAAAGAUGCUAAAGAUAAAGUAAUAUCAGAUGUAGAUAAAUCUUUAGAUGAGGUAAAACAAAAAAUUUCUGAUGAAGCACAUGAUGCAAAGAGUGCUGUGAAAAUUGCAGCCAAAGAUAUUUCACAACAAGCAGGAGAUGUUGUCGCUGGUGUAAAAGACGUUGGUAAAAAGGUAUCUGAAGGUGUAGUAGACGCAAAAGCUGCUGCAACCAAAAAAAUUAAGCAAAAUUCGAACAUUGUAGAAGAGAAAAUGCAAUCUGGAAUAGAGGCCGUAGAGGAAACUGCAGAUGUCACGAAAGCUACAAUUGAAAAAGAAUCCAAGAAAGCAAGGGACAAAGCAGGUGGCUUUUUAUCUGGUAUUUUUAAAGGCUCAAAACAGACAGCUGAUGAAUUUAUAAAAGAUGUAAAAGAAGUAGCAUCAGAAACGAAAAAGGAUGCCGAGAUAGAGAAAGAUAUGGUAUUAAAAGCUACGGAGCAACUUGGAAAAGAUGCAAAAUCUGAAGCCGAGAAAGUAGCAUCGGCAGUAAAAGAUUCAACAGAAAAGAAAUUAGAAGAUGCAAAAGAUACAAUGAAAGAUGCUGGUGAGAAAGUUUCAAAAGGAGUUAACACCGCAAAAGAUGCCGUAAAAGACGCAGGUACAAAAAUUGAGAAAGGAUUGAAAGAAACAAAAGAUGCUGUUAAGGAAGAAAUAAAGACAGACACUAAGAUUGCGGUAGACAAAAUUAAAUCGGGAGGAGAAGCUAUUGCACAAAAAGCAGAAGAUGCUAAGGACAACACUGCUAAAGAAGCCAAAAAGGCAAAAGACAAGACUGGUGGUUUCUUUUCUGGAAUAUUUAAAGGAGCAAAGCAUGCUGUAGAGGAUGUUACCGAUGACAUGAAAGAAUUUCUAGACGAAACAAAACAUGAAGCAGAAUUAGAAGAAGCACGUGCUCGUAAAGCUGCAGAAGAAUUGGCUAAAGAUACAAAAGAAGCCAAAGACAAAGCAGUAAAAAGCGUUAAAGACUCAGCUGAAAAGAUUAAGGAUGUUAAGGAAAAAGUAACAUCAGAUAUUGACACUUCAGUGGAGAAGGCAAAGGAGAAAGUUACAGAUAAAAUUUACGACGCAAAAGAUACAGUGAAAGAUGCAAGUAAAAAAGUUUCAGAAGGUGUCCAUACUGCAGCCGAUUCUAUUCAAGACGCAGGUUCAAAAAUGGCGAAAGAAUUGGAAGAUACCAAAGAUGCUGUUACUAAGGAAAUAGAAAAAGAUUCUAAAAUUGCAGUAGACAAAAUUAAAUCAGAAGCAGAAGCAGUUUCGGAAACCGCAGAGGCUGCAAAGGAUAAAACUGCUAAAGAAGCCAAAAAAGCAAAGGACAAAGCUGGUGGAUUCUUCUCUGGAAUAUUCAAGGGAGCCAAGCAUGCUGUGGAUGAUGUUGCGGAUGACGUAAAAGAAUUUGUAGAUGACACAAAACACGAAGCAGAACUAGAAGAAGAGCGGGCUCGUAAAGCUGCUGAAGCAUUGUCUAAAGAUGCUAAAGACACCAAGGACAAGGUUUUAAAAAGCGUUAAAGAGUCAACUGAUAAGAUUAAAGAUGUCAAGGAAAAAGUGUCAACAGACAUUGACAAAUCACUAGAGAAGACAAAAGAUAAAGUUGAAGAAAAAGUAGAAGAUGCAAAAGAUGGUGUAGCAGAUGUUGGAAGAAAAGUUGCAGAAGGAGUUGAUAGUGCGACCGAUAAGGUGAAAAAUGCAGCCACCAAAGUUGCGGAUGGCUUGGAUGAUACAAAAGAUGCUGUUGCGAAGGAAAUAAAGAAGGAUGCCAAAGUGACAGCGGAAACAAUAAAAUCAGGCGCUGAAGUUGUUUCUGAAACUGCAGAAGCCGCAAAAGACAAAACUGCUAAAGAGGCCAAAAAAGUAAAAGACAAGGCAGGUGGAUUCUUUUCUGGAAUGUUUAAAGGUUCCAAGCAGACUGUUGAUGAUGUUACUAGUGACGUUAAAGAAUUUUUAGAUAAAACAAAGCAGGAAGUAGAAUUGGAAGAAGAAAGUGCUCGUAAAGCUGCAGAAGAAUUGGCUAAAGAUGCGAAAGACGUCAAAGACAAGGCGGCCAAAAGCGUUAAAGACUCAGUUGAAAAGAUUAAAGAUGUUAAGGAAACAGUGACAUCAGAUAUUGACACUUCUUUAGAGAAGGCUAAAGACAAAGUCAAAGAAGAAGUUCACGAUUCGAAAGAUGCAAUUAAAGGUGCAGGUAAAAGGGUUUCAGAAGGUGUCCAUACUGCAGCCGAUUCUGUUCAAGACGCAGGUUCAAAAAUGGCGAAAGAAUUGGAAGAUACCAAAGAUGCUGUUACUAAGGAAAUAGGAAAAGAUUCUAAAAUUGCGUCAGACAAAAUUAAAUUAGCAGCAGAAGCUGUUUCGGAAAACGCAGAGGCAGCAAAGGAAAAAACUGCUAAAGAAGCCAAAAAGGCAAAGGAUAAAGCUGGUGGAUUCUUUUCUGGAAUUUUCAAAGGAGCCAAACACGCUGUAGAUGAUGUUGCAGAUGACGUAAAAGACUUUGUAGACGAAACAAAACACGAAGCAGAAUUGGAAGAAGAAAAGGCUCGUAAAGCUGCAGAAGAACUGGCUAAAGAUGCAAAAGACGCUAAAGACAAAGCCAUCAAAACCGUUAAAGACUCAGCUGAAAAGAUUAAGGAUGUUAAGGAAAAAGUGACAUCAGAUAUUGACACUUCACUAGAGAAGGGAAAGCAAAAAGUCCAUGACAAAAUACAGGACUCAAAAGACGCAGUGAAAGAUGCCAACAAAAAGGUUUCGGAUGGUGUAGACACUGUAACUGCUGCUGUAAAAGAUACUGAAUUAAAAAUUUCGAAAGGCUUAGAAGAUACAAAGGUUGCCGUUGAAAAAGAAAUUAAUGAGGAUGCAAAGAUUGUAAAGGAUAAAAUUAAAUCGGGUGCAGAAAGUGUUUCAGAAACUGCAGAGGCUGCAAAGGACAAAACUACUAAAGAGGCCAAAAAAGUAAAAGACAAGGCAGGUGGUUUCUUUUCUGGAAUGUUUAAAGGUUCCAAGCAGACUGUUGAUGAUGUUACUAGUGACGUUAAAGAAUUUUUAGAUAAAACAAAGCAGGAAGCAGAAUUGGAAGAAGAAAGUGCUCGUAAAGCUGCAGAAGAAUUGGGUAAAGAUGUGAAAGACAAAGCCGUCAAAAGCGUUAAAGACUCAGUUGAAAAGAUUAAAGAUGUUAAGGAAAAAGUUACUUCAGAGAUUGACACUUCAGUAGAGAAAACAAAAGAUAAAGUACACGAUGCAAAGGAUGAAAUGGUAGAUGCUGGUAAAAAAAUAUCAGAAGGAGUUACUUCAGCCGCAAGUACUGUGAAAGAUGCAAGUAAAAAGGUUUCAGAAGGUGUCCAUACUGUAACCGAUUCUGUUCAAGAAGCGGUUUCAAAAAUGGCGAAAGGAUUGGAAGUUAGCAAAGAAUCUAUUACUAAGGAAAUACAGAAAGAUUCUAAAAUUGCGGCAGACAAAAUUAAAUCAGGAACAGAAGCUGUUUCGGAAACCACAGAGGCUGCAAAGGAUAAAACUGCCAAAGAAGCCAAAAAAGCAAAAGACAAAGCAGGUGGAUUCUUUUCUGGCAUAUUUAAAGGAGCAAAACACGCUGUGGAUGACGUUACGGAUGACGUCAAAGAAUUUUUAGACGACACAAAGCACGAAGCAGAAUUGGAAGAGGAACGGGCUCGUAAAGGUGCGGAAGAACUGGCUAAAGAUGCAAAAGACGCUAAAGACAAAGCCGUCAAAAGUGUUAAAGACUCAGCAGAAAAGAUUAAAGAAGUUAAGGAAAAAGUGACAUCAGAUAUUGACACUUCAGUAGAGAAGGCAAAAGAGAAAGUUAAAGAUAAAGUUUACGACGCAAAAGAUGCAAUGAAAGAUGCAGGUAAAAAGGUUUCAGAAGGUGUCCAUACUGCAGCCGAUUCUGUUCAAGACGCAGGUUCAAAAAUGGCAAAAGGAUUGGAAGACACCAAGGAUGCUGUUACUAAAGAACUAGAAAAAGAUUCGAAGAUUGCGGCAGACAAAAUUAAAUCAGGAGCAGAAGCUGUUUCCGAAAGUGCAGAGGCUGCAAAGGACAAAACUGCUAAAGAAGCCAAAAAAGCAAAGGACAAAGCUGGUGGAUUCUUUUCUGGCAUAUUUAAAGGAGCAAAACACGCUGUGGAUGACGUUACGGAUGACGUCAAAGAAUUUUUAGACGACACAAAGCAAGAAGCAGAAUUGGAAGAGGAACGGGCUCGUAAAGGUGCGGAAGAACUGGCUAAGGACGCCAAAGACAAAGCCGUCAAAAGUGUAAAAGAUUCAGCUGAAAAGAUUAAGGAUGUUAAAGAAAAAGUGUCAUCAGAAAUUAACACUUCAGUAGAGAAGGCAAAAGACAAAGUCAAAGAAGAAGUUGACGAUGCGAAAGAUGCAAUUAUUGGUGCAGGUAAAAAGGUUUCAGAAGGUGUCCAUACUGCAAGUGAUUCGGUUAAAGAUACUAGUACGAAAAUUGCAAAAGGUUUGGAAGACACCAAAGACGCUGUUAGUAAGGAAAUAGAAAAAGAUUCUAAAAUUGCGGCAGACAAAAUUAAAUCUGGAGCAGAAGCUGUUUCAGACACUGCUGAGGCUGCAAAGGAUAAAACUACUAAAGAAGCUAAAAAGGCUAAGGAAAAGGCUGGUGGAUUCCUUUCUGGAAUGUUUAAAGGAUCCAAACAUGCCGCUGAAAAUGCAGCUGAUGAUGUUGAUGAUUUAGUUGAGAAAGGAAAGAAGGGAGGUGAAAAAGAAGUAGAAAAAGGUGUCAAAGUAGUAGAUAAUGUAAAACAAGGUUUAAAGUCAGAUUUUGAAAAAGCAGCUGCAAAUGUACAGGAUAGUAUAGACAAAGCUAAAAUUGAAGUUUCAGAUGCAGGGAAGGCUGUAUCAGACAAAGCUGCAGAUGUUGCUAGUAAUGUCUCGGAAAAUAUAAAAGCAGGAACUGAUGCUGUAAAAGACGCAGGUAUAAAAGUUGAGAAAGGUUUAAAGGAAAAAAAAGAUGGUGUUGCGAAAGAAAUAGAAGUAGAUGCAAAAAUUGCGGCAGACAAAAUUAAAACAGGAGCAGAAGCUGUUUCAGAAACAGCAGAAGCUGCAAAACAUAAAAUUACUAAAGAGGCAAAGAAGGGAAAAGAUAAAGCUGGUGGAUUUUUCUCUGGAAUAUUUAAAGGAGCCAAGCAUGCAGUAGAUGAUGUAACUGGAGAUGUUAAGGAAUUCUUGGAUGAAACGAAGCAUGAAGCGGAAUUAGAAGAAGAACGUGCUCGAAAAGCUGCAGAUGAAUUAGCUAAAGAUUUAAAAGAAUCUAAAGACAAUGCAGUAAAAGGCGUUAAAGACUCAGCAGAAAAGGUUAAAGAAACAAAAGAUAAAAUUGUGACUCAGAUUGAUAGUUCUUUAGAUGAAGCUAAACAAAAACUUGUAGAUGGAGCACAGGAAUCUAAGGAAACACUAAAAGAUGGAGGCAAAUUAGUAAAAGAAGAUGUUAAUGCUACGGUAAAUGCUGUGAAAGAUGUAGGUUCCAAAGUUUCAGAAGGGGCAGUCGAAGCUAAAAAGGCAGCUCAGAAAGAAGUUAAGAAGGAUGCAAAGGUUGUAAAAGACAUCAAAGACAAAGCAGUUAAAAGUGUUAAAGACUCUGCUGAAAAGGCAAAGAAAGCUAAAGAUGACAUAGCGUCUGAUUUUGAUAGUUCAUUAGAUAAAACGAAGCAAACGGUUUCUGAUAAAGCGCACGAUGUAUCGGAUACAGUUAAACAGACUGGAAAAGAUAUGUCUACUAAAAUUACUGAAAGUAUUGAUGCCGUAAAGCAAUCUGGCGAUGAUGCGUCGAAGAAAAUUGAAGUAGUUGUAGAAUCUACAAAAGAUGCGGGUUCGAAAAUAGUUCAGGACGUCAUCGAUGUAAAACAUUCUGCAACAGAUGCCGUAAAAGACGCAGGUGUAAAAAUUGAGAAAGACUUAAAGAAAACAAAAGAUGCCGUUGAGAAAGAAAUAGAAACAGAUGCAAAAAUGGUAUCAGACAAAAUUAAAUCAGGAGCAGAAGCUGUUUCGGAAACCGCAGAGGCUGCAAAGGAUAAAACUGCCAAAGAAGCCAAAAAAGCAAAGGACAAAGCUGGAGGAUUCUUUUCUGGAAUAUUUAAAGGAGCCAAACACGCUGUAGAGGAUGUUACCGACGACGUAAAAGAAUUUGUAGACGAAACAAAACACGAAGCAGAAUUGGAAGAAGAACUGGCUCGUAAAGCUGCAGAAGAACUGGCUAAAAAUGCAAAAGACGCUAAAGACAAAGCCGUCAAAAGUGUUAAAGACUCAGUAGAAAAGGUUAAAGAAGUUAAGGAAAAAGUGACAUCAGAUAUUGACACUUCAGUAGAGAAGGCAAAAGAGAAAGUUAAAGAUAAAGUUCACGACGCAAAAGAUGCAGUGAAAGAUGCAGGUAAAAAGGUUUCAGAAGGUGUCCAUUCUGCAGCCGAUUCUGUUCUAGACGCAGGUUCAAAAAUGGCAAAAGGAUUGGAAGACACCAAGGAUGCUGUUACUAAGGAACUAGAAAAAGAUUCGAAGAUUGCGGCAGACAAAAUUAAAUCAGGAGCAGAAGCUGUUUCCGAAAGUGCAGAGGCUGCAAAGGACAAAUCUGCUAAAGAAGCCAAAAAAACUAAGGACAAAGCUGGAGGAUUCUUUUCUGGAAUAUUUAAAGGAGCCAAACACGCUGUAGAUGAUGUUGCAGAUGACGUAAAAGAAUUUGUAGACGAAACAAAGCAUGAAGCAGAAUUGGAAGAAGAACGGGCUCGUAAAGCUGCAGAAGAACUGGCUAAAGAUGCAAAAGACGCUAAAGACAAAGCCGUCAAAAGCGUCAAAGACUCUGCUGGAAAGAUGAAAGAUGCUAAUGAUAAAGUAGUAUCUGAUAUUGAUGCUUCGUUAGAUAAAGCAAAGCAAAAACUAUCAGAAGGAGCACAAGAUACAAAAGAUGUUGUGCAAGACGCUGGUUCUAAAAUUGACAAAGCUGUAGUCGACACAAAAGAUGCUUUUACCAAGGAAGUAAAGAAAGACUCCAAAAUUGUUGAAGAGAAAAUAAAAUCAGGUGCAGAGUCUGUUUCAGAAACAGCAAGGGCUGCAAAAACCAAAACUACAAAGGAGGCUAAGAAAGCGAAGGAUAAGGCGAGUGGUUUCUUGUCUGGAAUGUUUAAAGGUUCUAAACAUGCUGCAGAUGAGGUUGUUGGAGAUGUUAAAGAUCUAAUCGAUGAUACAAAAAGUGCUGCUAAAGAAGUAAAGGAUAAGUCUUUGAAGUCUGGUGAAAAAGUUAUUAAAGAUGCCAAAGAUGCUAGUGAUAAAGUUAUGUCAGAUAUUGAAACAGCAUCAGAAAAAAGUAAAUCUAAAGUAGAAGAGGAAACACGCAAUAUAUCUGAAGCAGUUAAAGAUGCUGGACAAAAAGUUGCUACUGAAGCUAAAGCAGGUGUUGAAUUAGUAAAAGACGCAGGUUCAAAAGUGGCACAAGAAGUCGUAGAUGCAAAAGAUGCUGCUACUAAGGAAGUAAAGAAAGACGCUAAGAUUAUAGAUGAGAAAAUAUCAGCAGAGGCAGAAGCUGUUUCAGAUACUGUUGAAGCAGCAAAAGAUAAAGCGGCCAAAGAAGCUAAAAAAGCAAAAGAAAAAACUGGUGGAUUCUUUUCUGGAAUAUUUAAAGGAGCAAAGCAUGCAGUAGACGAUGUAACUGGAGACGUUAAGGAAUUUUUGGAUGAAACAAAACAUGAAGCAGAAUUAGAGGAAGAACGAGCUCGAAAAGCGGCUGAAGAACUAUCAAAGGAAGUAAAGGAUUCUACCGAUAAAAUUAUUUCCAAAGUUAAAGAAUCAACAGAAAAAGCAAAAGCAAAAAUAUCAGCUGAUUCACAAGCUGUUUCUGAAAAGGUGAAAAAGGCAGGUGAUCAGGUAUCAAAGGAGACUGCAGCAGUAACUGAAGGAUUGAAAAAAACUGGAAAAGGAAUUGUAGAUGGUCUUUCUCAUGAAAAGGAUAUUGGUUUUACGCAAAUAGAACAAGAUAUUAAAAUAGUGGAAGAAAAGGCAUUGGGUGCAGGUAAAGAUUUGCCAUCAGUCGAUACUGGUAAGGGUCCUGAAGCUACGAUCAUAAAGGAUGUUAAGACUACCACCAAAGAAUUUUUAGAUGAUACAAGAAAAGCUACUGCUUCUGAUGAAGUUUUAACGCAUCCAGGUAAAUUAGAUGACAGUGCUCAUUCUUCUGAUGAAGCAAAAGAAAAGAGCGGAGGUUUCUUUGGUAUGUUUAAAAGUCCUAAAUCUCACAAAAAGAGAAGUAAGUCUAAAGAUAAAUAUUCUUCACAAGAAACUUCAUUUGAUAGUGGAGAUGAAGAAGCAAAAAUAAUUACAGCUAAAUUUUUGGAGGAUGUUCGUAAAACUGCAGAUGAUCCUAAAGAUACAUUUGUUAAGCAAGUAAAAUAUGACGUGAAAGUUAUUGACGAAAACGUAACAUCAGGUGUAACAGGAGCUGCACAAGUAGUGGAUACUGUUGGAGAUAAAGCUGAGAAGGAAACCAAGAAAGCCAAAGACAAAACUGGCAAAUUUUUCUCAGGUAUAUUUAAGGGUGUAAAACAUACAGGAGAUAAUCUUGUAGAGGAUGUUAAAGAACUUGAGGAAGAAAGUAGAAAGAAAGUUGAACGAGAAGAAGAACAAGCACGUAAACUUGUGGAUGAAAUUGCCAAAGAUAUUAUAGAUGUAGGUGAUAAAAGCGGUAAGGAAGUUGGAAAAGUUGUCGAUGACGUGAAGGAAGCAAAAACUGCUCUUAUGCAGGAAGUGAAAUCAGAUGCAGAAGCUGUAGAUGAAAAAAUAUUAGCAAUCACUGAAACUGCUUCUACAGUUUCAGAUGAUGCUAAGGAUAAAGUUGAGAAGGAAGGUAAAAAAGUUAAAGAUAAAACAAGUGGAUUCUUCUCUGGUAUUUUUAAAGGAGCAAAACAUGCUGUAGACGAUGUUACAGAUGAUGUUAAAGAGUUUUUAGAUGAAACGAAACAUGAAGCCGAAAUUGAAGAAGAAAAAUCACGUAAGGCAAUGGCAGAUUUGAAUAAAGACAUAAAGGACACUAAAGACAAGACUGUUUCUGAUCUUAAGGAUUCAGCUGAUAAAUUAAAACAGAAAAUUUCAGAAGAGGCUCAAGAUGCAACAGAGAAAGUUAAAGACGCAGGUGACAAAAUUACUAAAGGAGCAACACAAACAGUCGAAGACGUCAAGGCAGCCUCUAAGAAAGCGUCAAAAGAAAUCGAUGAAGCAAAGGAUUCUUCAAUUAAGGCUAUAAAGAAAGAUAUGAAAUUUGUUGAAGAGAAGGUUGGUUCCAGUGUGGAAUCUCUUUCACAUAAAAUUGAUGAUGCAAAAGACGCAACUGUGAAGGAAACGAAGAAAGCAAAGGAUAAAGCAGGCGGUUUCCUUUCCGGUAUUUUCAAAGGAAGUAAACAUGCAGCAGAAGGUGCCGUUGAAGAAGUAAAGGAAUUUGUUGAAGAAACGAAAAAAGAAGCCGAAAAGGAAAAAGAAAAAGUUGAUAAAACAGCAGAAAAGUUGUCGAAGGAUAUAAAGGAUACUAAAGAUAAUAUAGUAUCCGACAUUAAAGAUGCUAAAGAAAAAGUGGUAUCAGAUACUAAAGAUUCAACACAUAAGGCAAUGGCUAAAAUAUCUGAUGAAGUGGGUAAAGCAUCCGAAGCUAUGGAAAAGGCUGGAGAGAAAGUUCAUGAAGGAGUAGUAGCUGCAGUUGAUGAAGUCGAGAAAGACGGAAAAAUGAUUAAAGAGAAGGUGUCGUCUAGUGCAGCAGAUGUAGCUGAAAAAUCACGCGAUGUAAAAGAUAAAGCGGUUAAAGAAUCUAAGAAAGCAAAAGACAAAGCUGGUGGGUUCUUGUCUGGGAUAUUCAAGGGAGCCAAACAUACAGCUGAUGAAGUAAAAGAUGAUGUCAAAGACUUCUUAGUUGAGACAAAACACGAAGCUCAACUGGAAGAAGAACGUGCUAAAAAGGCGGCAAGUGAGUUAUCUAAGGAUGCGAAGGAUAUCAAGGAUCAUAUUGUUUCUGAAACAAAAGAAUCAGUGGAUAGUGCGAAAAAAGCAGUGGAUGAUAGUGCUCAUGCAGUAUCUGAAAAAGUAAAGGAUCUAAAUGAAAAAGUGUCAAAAAAGACUGCAGAAGUUACUGAUGAAGUAAAAGAAACUGCUGAUAGCCUUGGUCAAAAAGUAGCUGAUGUAAAAGAUUCGGUAGGCCAGAAAAUUGAAAAAGAUACUAAGACUGUUGAGGAAACUGCAGCUGGUGUUAAAGAUAAAGUUGCAAAAGAAUCAAAGAAGGCUAAAGAUAAAGCAAGUGGUCUUUUUUCAGGAAUAUUUAAAGGGUCUAAACAUUCAUCUGAAGAAGAUGAAAAGGACAUUAAAGAAUCCACCGACAAGGUAAAAAAAGAGACGAAGAAAGGAAAACAUCGUGGCCAAAAGGUAAUGGAUGAUACAGCCAAGGAUAUCAAAGGAUCUAAAGAAAAUGUGAAAGAAAGUACAGAAAAGGUAAAAGAUAAGGCAACAACUGAAACUGAUAAAGUAAAAGAUAAAUCAGGUGGUUUCUUUUCUGGUAUAAUAAAGGGAGUAAAACACGCAGUUGAUGAAGUUACUGAUGACGUCAAAGAGUUUCUAGACGAUACAAAACAUGAAGCUGAAUUGGAAGAAGAAAAAUCACGUAAAGCUGUUGAAACUGUAACCAAGGACAUCAAAGACACUAAAGAUAAUGUAAUUUCUGAGAUAAAGACUUCAACUGAUAAAGCAAAACAGGAAAUAUCACAAGAUAUUCACGACAUUUCGGAAAAAGUUCAAGAUAGUAGUGAAGCAGCAUCAAGAAAAAUUGAAGAUACUCUAGUUUCUGGUAUUAAAGAUGUUUCAGAAACUGCAAAAAAGACCGGUGAACAUGCAAAGCAAGAAGUAGAUGGUAUUACAAAAGAUGUUAAUAAAAUGUUGGAUGAUGUUGAGAAAAAGGCAAAUGAAAAAGAAGAAAGCGCUAUAAAAGCCGCAGAUGAAUUAACAACAAAUAUUAAAAAGACUACAAAAAAAGUUGCAACUGAUGUAAAAGUUGCAUCAAAGAAAGAUUCCGAUCAGUCUACGUCUGAAAAAUUAAAAAAUGCAGGUGACAAAAUGUCUAAAGGACCUGUCAAGGGAGCAACAUCAACUGUUAAAGGAACAUCUGCCAAAGGAACAACACCUGUAGCUGCUAAAAGAACUGUUACUAAAGAUGAUAUUAAGAAAGAUACAACUCCUAAAACUGUUAAAAAGGACCUGAAACCUAUUCAAAGAAAAAUAUCCUCAGGUUCUGAUUCAUCAGGUAAAGUAGCAUCUGUUGCUAAAGAGAAAACUGGUACAGAAACUAAAAAAUCGAAAGACAAAGCUGGAGGAUUUUUGUCAGGUAUAGUGAAAGGAGCAAAGCAUGUUGUUGAUGACGUUACCAGUGACGUGAAAGACUUUAUGGAUGAAACAAAAGUACAGACAGAAAUGGAAGAAGAAGAAGAGAUACGACAAGCUGUUGAUAAAUCAAAAGACAGUAAAAAAGAUUCUUCAGAUGGAGAAGUUUCGAAGAAGACCACAACUGUUCAGAGGAUAACGAAAGAAACAACGCCUCCAAGUACAAAAGUUAAAAAAUCAGGUCAAGAAAUUUCCAAAUCAGUGACUUCCGUUAAAACAACAACUUUAACAAGUGUAACAAAAACCACUAAAACUAUUAAAGAAAAAUCUGCUAGUCCCACCUUACCUGAAAGAAGAAAAUCAGGAAGUGUUCCAAAAGAAACUAAAGCCAUCAAGCAAGACUCAAAAACAACACCAGAAUCAACUAGACGUUCGUCUGCUGAAAAAUCGUCCAAAGUACCAAUUUUUGGGAAGACAAAGACAACGACAAGUCGUGUGACUAAAGAAAGUUCUCCAAAAGAAAAUGUUAAAUCUACAACAAAGACUACACAAAGAAGUAAAGAAUCUGUUUCUAAGCCAGAGACUAUAUCUUUGGAUCCCAAGGAAGCAAGCAAAUUACUUUUAAAUGAAGAAAAAUCUACAGCAGAAGAUAUUAGUCAAGAACCUAAAGAAUCUCGUAUUCCUCAAUUGGGUUCAGGAAGAAGUUCUUUGGAACGAGAUUCGUCAUCAGAUUCUGAAAAUAAGAGUAAAUCGAAAAAACCUAAGAAAAGCGGUAUCAUAUCCAAUAUCGUGAAAACCACCAAAAGUGCAACCCACAAAAUUGCAAAAGAAGUGGAUCAUGCAAAAGAAGGCCUAAAAGGUGUCACCGAGAAAUUCUGGGAAGACACAAAACGUGAAAGUCAAGAGGCAUCCAUUUCUGGUAGUUACGAUGUCUCAUCACCAGAGAGCAAUACUGACACAAUAAAAGAUGAAAUUGCAACGACCGAGUCAAAUAUUAAUGUAGAAACGUCAGGCGCGUUAGCUAGGUUAGUUGACACUGAAACAGAUCGUCCAAAAAUGAUUUAUGAAUUCAAAGAAGUAUCAAGCAUUCCAGAAGUAACAAUAGAAUCUAGAGAAGUUAGGGAAAUUAGAUUUACUACAGUAGGUGACUCAGGUACAAUUGUAGGGACUGAUAUUUUGAGUGAGUUAGGAAACAUCGAGCCUCGCGCAAGUCAAACCGUCACCACAGUCGUUACAAAGUCUGUGCGGACGGCAACGACCCCGCCACCCAGCCCCGCCGAGUUCAGUGACAAUAGCGUUAAAGACGUUACCGAGGAGGCAGAAAGACGAGCCCAAGAAUUAGCAAGCCAAGCACUCGAACUCAGACAACCAGGGCAUGAUUCGGCUGAGAUUGAUGGGACUGUAGAGAGGCAUGCUACUUCUGCUCCAACAAUGCAACCUGUUCCUGCCCCUCGUUUUACUGUCAACACGUCUAAAGCUAAUUUGGAACUAAAUAUUAAGGACGCCGCAUCGCCACAAACACGGAAGACAACUAAUAAAUCCAAGAUACCAGCACGUAAAAUUGAAAAACCUCAUAUUGAUGAUGAAAGCACAAGUCCAAAAGAGACGCUUUCUCCAAAAAGUAAAAUUCCCAUUAAGUUAAAGAGUCAAGAUGAUAUUUUAUCGAGGGAUGAAAGAACUAUUGAGACAAGAAGAUCAAUUGAUUCUAAACUUGGUUUGGAGAAUUUUACAGAGACUAUUACAACUUACAGUAGUCAUAGUAUUCCAUCGGAGGAAUUGGAGCAUUUACAAAAAAUGUUGCCAUCUGGAUUUGAAACUGAUGUUUCUAGACAAAUUGUCACGACUAGUUCACAAGAGACUGAUCCAGGUAUUGAUGAAUUACUUAAAGACGGCGAAGUGGUGACGAGUAAAAUAAUCAAGAAAACAAUGAUGACAACAUCUGAUAGUUUGGAACCGGAGGUAUGGACAGAAACAACGACAAAAACUCUACCUGAUGGAAAACAGGAGACUUGGCGAUCCGUUACGUCUGGUAGUUUACAAUCAGAAAUUUGGGAUACACAGUGUUCAUUGGAUACGUCACCUGGUUCAGGAAAUGGUGAUUUGUAUCCAAAAAAUGAAAACUAUAGGCAUGAGGUAAACAGUGAUACUGAUAGCGAAGGAUCGCCACAACCAAGAAGAAGAUCAUUGAGCAAGAGAAGAACUUUGGGCAGUUCUAGCGGAUCAGAUGUGGCACUGCAUGAAGGUGCUGAGCUCUCCCCAUUGGAAGACGACCAAGGUACCUCACUCACAGCUAACAUUCUAAAAUCUGACUUUUUACAACAAAGCGAGCCUUCCUAUAUGGAAACGACAACGACAGAAAUUGAUCCUGAAACAAACGAAAGAAUAACGAGAACAACGCGAGUAGUUACAACGACAGGAUCAUCAGGCAUUACUGGCGGUGCAGACGAGCUUCGAGAAUCAAUGCAAAAAAUAGUGGAUCAAUUUAUGGUGGAAGAUAGAAAGGGACAGUGAAGUGUCGAUUUAUCUUUGACAAACUCUGAGCAAAGUAAAAUUCUUGACACUGCAAAAAGAAAGGGGCAGACAUUAAAAAAACAAAAUUUUUUUUCUAAAUAAAACACUUUUCAAAAAGAGCACACUCUGUAUGAAUUUAGUUCGAUAUUUCCUCGCGUCGAGCUUUAUCUCAUACUCUUAAAAAAAAAAAACAAACAAAAAACCAAAAAAAGCAGAAAAAAAAUGAAAAAAGCUAAAUAGCAUUAAUAUAAAUAUAUAUAUUGUACCUUGGCCUAAUGGCAAAAAAAAAUCGAAUUUGUUUUAAUAAAAAAUAUUAUUCUCUUUGCUAGAUAGACUAGCAUUUUUCGCUAGUCUUUACUACGCCAGCCCGUCCAGUGCUUUUCUUUGUAAAGUGAAAGAGAAAAAUCUUGCUUUGCUUCCAUCAAAAUAAAAAAAAAAAAAAAAAAAAAUGUUUACCCUUGAAUGUCGCUUCUAAACAUUUUUGUGCAGAUAGAUUGUACUCUAUGAUUAUGAAGAAAAAAAUGAAGAUUAAAUUAUAAAUAGAUUUCUAUUGAAAGAAAUUACACUCUGUUAUCAAUUUAAGAAAGUGGAUAUAUCGUUGUCCGAUUAAGAAAAAUAAAAUUUAAAAAAAAAAAAGGAAAAUUAAGUAUUCUUCUCAUGUUGCUCGCUGUUAAAACUCAAAGACUUAGAAAUUGUCUAAGUUGCAAAUUUUAAGGCAAGGAAAAAAAAACGUCGACACUGCUUAUAAUAAUUAUUACUCGCGGUGUUUUCUAAUUUUUAUUUUUUUAAAAAAAUAAAUUGUUCAUCUUGCUGUCACACAAAACACAAACAAAAGCACAAUAAUCUUUGAGACUCUAAUACUGUUUUUGAUUUGAGCGACGGCAAGAUUUGAAUUUUUUUGUUUUGUCAAUCAUCAAAUUAUAUAAUGUACAUUUGAAUUAUUUAAUUAAAUUUUUUCUAACAAUUUUUUUUUUUCAUUGUGUAUAUUUAUAUAAUUAUAUUUACUUUUAGCGUAACUUAUAUACUAUUGUACUAUUUAAAAGAAUUGUAAUAAUAAUUAUUCGAUCUUGAUAUAUAUGAGGAAUAUUUUAUUUAUAUAUAAUAUAUGGAGAUAAUGACUGUUUUUGAAUUGUUACUUUUCUCGCAGGAAUAAUAAUAAUAAUAAUAUAAUAUAAUAUUAUUGUGAGAUAUGAAAUGAUGAAAUAUAGCGUAUUUUUUACUAUCAUUGUAAAAAUUACGAGAAAUAAUAAAAAAAAACAUAUAUAAAAUUAUUGCGGACAUUAUGUCAACAUUAUAAAUUCAAUGACCGAGAAAUUUCUUUAAAUAAUUAGCUUACGUGAAUUUAGCUAAAAACUUGUGUCAUUGUUUUUCUUUUUUUAAAUAUGGGAGAAGAAAAUCAUAUAUUGUAUCUAUUAUAAAUACAUUAUAUGUAUAUAAUAUAUGAAUUAGAAAAAUUUUCUAAUAUGAAGAUAUUCUAUUGAUAUAUAUAUUAUAUAUAUAUAUAUACAUAAAAAUGCUAUAUUGAGAAAUACAUAAAAUGUCUACGCAAAAUAAAGAUUUAUAAAUUAUUAAGCUGCAUACAAUAGACUUGCCUAGAGCCCACCCGACUUAAGGACCAAAGGCACAAUCAUAUGCAUAUAUAUAUAUAUAUAUAAAUAUAAAAAAUACCGAAAAUGCUCCUGUGUAAAUCUGUAAUGUUUAAUAAAUCUUUCAUGAUUCACGUGGUA